AUGUCCACCACAUCGCUGCUCCAAACAGCACUCCAAAAUCUCAAAGUCUCACAACAGGCUCGCGACCCCUCGCUUACCCCUUCCACCCUCUCGGUCCCCUCGUCCCCGCGCCGGCACCCGCGCGCGCUUUCUCAGACCGGGUCGGAAGGGACGACGACGCCCGAGUUUUCGAGCGACGAGGAAAUGAUUUCGGUAGGGAAAGGGACGAGACCGGGGACGCCGGUUGGUGCCAAGGGGAUGGUACUAGGCCAGCGAGUGGGGAAAGUCAAGGAUCCCUUACGCACGUUGCCUACUCAUCUGGCUGUACGGGUGUUCUUGUCACUCGACGUGAGGAGUCUUGCGCGGUGUGAUAGAGUGUGUAAGCGAUGGCACAAGUCGUCCACGCUCAACUACGUCUGGUUCCUCCAGAACCGCGCCCUCACGCUCCCCCUCUCCGCCAUCCAGACCGCAGCAGGCAAAGUCCGGAAGACCGGCUCAGACACUCCUGAGUUCUUCGACCCAUACGACAAGACCCCUCGUCUCGCCUCUCUCCCUCGCCCGCCUAUCCCAUCCUCCCCCGUCCCCCAAUGGAGCAAGGCGGAAUCCAAGCGCGCCUGGAAAUCCACCUUCCGGACCACCCUCAAGCGUUCCGAUCCCAAUGCGGAGGAAGAGAUCGAUCCGCUCCGUGUGGAUAUUGCGAGUCUGCAUACCUCGGGAAUAAGCACGCCGACGGGUAACGGUCAUGCGCACGCGGGCGCGGGAUCAGGGGGGGCGGCGAGGUGGGCCCCGGCUGAAGGGGAGGGGAUGACGAGCACGGAGCGGAAGGUCGCUGCGAGGGAGCAGUAUAGGGCGCUUGGGGGCAGGAAGGCGAGGGGGAAGAGAGGGAUGGGAGGGGAGAUGGGCGGGAAGGACAGGGGAGGGGCGGUGGAGGAUGGCAGGUUUGACGCCCCAUGGUAG
Messenger RNA from Dioszegia hungarica, 936 nucleotides. RefSeq lists its product as uncharacterized. Gene Ontology annotation, molecular function: protein binding. NCBI's taxonomy places the organism in Eukaryota, Fungi, Basidiomycota, Tremellomycetes, Tremellales, Bulleribasidiaceae. Bases 1 to 936 code for a protein of 311 amino acids. The record is from RefSeq and is a predicted model, not a curated record. The transcript is spliced from 4 exons.